UCUCUCUCGGCCUCUCCGCUCCGGUUGCACGCAACAGAAGUACUCCUCCCCUCCUUUUUUUUGUUGCGAGAAUCCUCCCCUCCCUCCCCCCACCAAAUCCGCCGCCGCCAAAAUGCUGUCCCUUCUCCGCGCCGCCGUCUCCGGCCGCCUUCGCCGCACCCUCUCCACCGCCGCCGCGCGCCCUCCCUGGGCGAUGAUGUACCGGAUCUCCCAGGGGUCCAGCUCCACGGGAAGCGUGUCGUCCUCGCUCGCCCCGCCGCCGUCCGUCUCCUCCGUCUCCAUGCCCAGACACGCCCCCGACAUCGACCCCUUUCCGCCCCAACCCAAGUGCAUCAGCCUGUUUAAGGGCCUCGUCCACGCCGCCAGCGGCCACGGCUUCCUCCUCCUGGACACCUGCAGAGCCCGCCUCCAGACUCAUGACCUCAAGCUCCUCUACCAGAGGUUCGCGCGCUUCGUCUGCAACCCGGUCACCGGCCAGCUGCUCCGCCUCCCGGACUUCGACGGCGCCGAGAAGACCCUUACCAACGGCAUGGGGCUCCUCACCCAGGCUUACGGCGCCAGCGGGCCGCCCAAGAGGUAUGCCGCUGCUCAGCUCACCGAGGUCGACGGCGGGCGGCGCUUCCUGCUGCGCCGGUUCUCCUCGGAGUCGGGGGACUGGGAGGAGCUGGUCCUUCCUUCCCCGAUGCCGCCUCACCGGCGAAUGUACAUGAUUCACGAGGUGCUGGACUUCGGAGGCCGGCUCUGGUGGGUGGACGUGAGCUGGGGCGCCAUCUGCGUCGAUCCGUUCAGCGACCGGCCUGAACUCUGCCCCGUCGAGCUGCCGGCACACAGCAUGCUUCCUGACCAACUGGCCGAGAGCGAAAUGAGGCGGCUUAUCAAGCAUCGCCACGUGGGGGUCAGCGCCGGCAGGCUGCUCUUUGCCGAGGUCGACCCGUUCCAUAUCAGAUCCUUCACGCUCGACGACGAGAGCGGCCGCUGGACGCUGCAGCACCAGGUGUCGGUUGAUCUUUUGCCUAGUGGAGGUAAUGCCAAGGAGAUGCCUUUUGUUGCUGCUGUCGAUCCACUGGACACCAACCUGCUGCAUCUCAACGUGGACAGAGUUAAUUUCAGCAUCGACAUGUCCAGGAAGAGGAUGAUUGAGAUUACUGCAAUACCUAGUGGCAUGUAUGCUCCGAGGGAGGCCGCAACAACCUCCUAUCUACCUUGUGUGCUCCCCUCAUUUCUUCGAUCAAGCACGAUUCCAGGUGAUCACAGAUUCACAGUGACACAUUUCUUGAAAAAGGAGCUGUGUUGAUGAGACUCCAUAUAUAUGCUUAGUCUAAUUCAUGUGUGUUUGGCCCCUUGUGUUCCGCAUUUGUUGUGUUCUUGGGGCAUGCUUCUAGUUUGUCCAAAUGUCUCUUCAAGCAUUUCAACCUGAUGGUUUUCCAAUCUUGUUAGCUAUUGCCUUGGUCAUAGAGAAAUUAUCUUGAAACGUGUAUGCAGUAUAUGAGUGAUUUAGCUUUU
Molecule: messenger RNA, 1503 nt
Organism: Triticum aestivum (bread wheat)
Lineage: Eukaryota; Viridiplantae; Streptophyta; Magnoliopsida; Poales; Poaceae
Exons: 1
Coding region: 113-1294 (393 amino acids)
Source: RefSeq, a predicted model, not a curated record